This is a messenger RNA of Diprion similis, 1401 nucleotides long. Its product is annotated as adenylate kinase 8. Gene Ontology annotation, molecular function: ATP binding; AMP kinase activity; nucleoside diphosphate kinase activity. The record is from RefSeq and is a predicted model, not a curated record. Bases 1 to 1401 code for a protein of 466 amino acids. Gene Ontology annotation, cellular component: cytoplasm. The transcript has 10 exons. NCBI's taxonomy places the organism in Eukaryota, Metazoa, Arthropoda, Insecta, Hymenoptera, Diprionidae. Gene Ontology annotation, biological process: nucleoside triphosphate biosynthetic process.
AUGCUCGGUAGCGUUGAUGCAAUCAAGCGUAACCUGACAAUUCCACCGCGGUUUGUUCCUUACAUGGAAAAGCAUCGCAUUUACGAACUCUUCCACGAACUCGCAACAGAGCUGGUAAUAAAAAGGCCAGAUGAUCACAUCAGCUAUCUGAAGCAAUGUAUUCAGCAUGCCGCACUGAAUCGAGAUGUCCCUAGAAUAAUAAUACUUGCCCCACCGAACUUUGAUAAAAUGCGCCUCGCCGAAGCAUUACAAGAGGAGCUAGGCGUCCGGCCCAUAACCAUUAGUGAUAUUCAUCGAGUUACGUCAACGUGCAUGCAUCUCAGCUGUGCCGAAGCUGAAGAUUUCGCGCGGAAUUUGAAGAAAAUACUCCGAACUGGGAUGCUCCAUGAUUCCGGCUGGGCUCUCGUAGACUACAAAGAAGAUGGCGACAUGGUAACUGAUUUCCAGGUGUCCAAGCAGAACCGUAGCACUCAUGAUUUAACCCUGGAGCAACGCGUGUACAAAAAACACCUUCGUGGUCUACAAAUCGCGUACUCAGACUCGUUGAUCGAAGUUGACGUUGGAGAUCGAAGUAUCGAAGAACUAGCGAAGGACUGCGCUGUCCUAGCGAGAAUGAGAAAACAUUGUGGUGCACCAUCGAUUUUUCGAGUAGCUAUAAUCGGUUCUCGGGGGUCCGGUAGUCGUACUGUCGCUAGACACCUUUGCCAGCGGUUUCAUCUUGUCCAUGUUGAUUUUCAAAAGAUCUUGGAGCAGGCACGAAUGCAAGACUCGCCGUUAGGUAAAACUCUGAGAAUGAUCGAGCACACGUGGGGCAAAAGACCCUCGCCCGAAACCAGGGUGCAAGUGAUUGAGAAAUAUAUUCUUGGCUACGAGUGCAUGAAACGCGGCUGGGUAUUGACCGGGUAUCCCAUCAACGAGCAGGAUUUCCGACUACUUGACAUGUUGGCUACACCGCCAAACCGGGUUAUAUUCUUGGAAGUUGACUCUUUCACAUGCAAGCAGAGGCUACUUGGACGUCGUGUUAACAUGUACACUGGCAGCAAACACAAUCUAACAUCCAACGAUUGUACUGGAAAAAAAAUGGAUCAAUUAGCUGCACAUCCGGAAGACUAUCGUAGCAAUGUGGAACGACAGAUUAAAGAGUACGAAGAUAACGUAACAGCCAUGAUGAAUUAUGCAGGAGCUUCGGCGACCGUCAUCGACGGGUCUGGUUCACAGUCAGUCGUACGUGAAUUGACAGAGGCCUGUUUGAUGAGACCUGCUCCAUGUGCUCCACCCAGGGUUCCAGCUCGACCGCGAGAUAUCAACGCGGAGGACAUCGAGUUUGACCCCGACGACGAAAUUGAUCCUCGAGUAUUCGACGGCAUCCGUUUUCCAGAAGCGACGGUGUCUUUGAUCUAG